AUGAGCUUCGCGGGGCAUCACGCCUUCUUCUGGGCGUGCCUCCUCGCACUGGCGGUCGUCACCACUGAGGGGGCGGCGGCCACCCUCUCGGGCGCCGUCUACUGCGGCUUCCACGACGACCUGGCGUGCAUGCUGGCCUGCGCGAUUGGGAGCCUCGUCGCGAAGCAUGUGAUGGCCAGGGACCAGUUGGUACGCGCAGAGAGGCUACUCAGGCCUGAUCGCCUCGGUGAUUCUUGUUUGCUCGGUCGUGACACGUGUUGCCCGCUCCUCUGCCCCUUUCCCCGCCUCUCUAGGGCUAAUGCUGACGCAUUUUUUGAUUGCACAGGCCUGCCCCACGGCAGAGGCCUGCGGCAUGAUGUGAUGCAUGUGUGA
Prorocentrum cordatum is the source of this 372-nucleotide messenger RNA. The record is from the annotation of a GenBank genome assembly. NCBI's taxonomy places the organism in Eukaryota, Dinophyceae, Prorocentrales, Prorocentraceae.